Messenger RNA from Xenopus laevis (African clawed frog), 1797 nucleotides. It is a transcript of the gene angptl7.L, whose product is annotated as angiopoietin like 7 L homeolog. Gene Ontology annotation, biological process: blood coagulation. Gene Ontology annotation, cellular component: extracellular region. NCBI's taxonomy places the organism in Eukaryota, Metazoa, Chordata, Amphibia, Anura, Pipidae. The record is from RefSeq and is marked provisional.
AGAGGUUUCAUUCAGAAGAAGAACAUUUACAGAUAAUCUUAGACAGAUAGAACCGAGGUCCAUAAAGACCCAAGCUUCAGAAAUUUCUAACACCUUCUACUGAGCAGGAAAGAAAGCAUUUGCACAAUUUUGUGCUUAGCAAUUUGUUAUGUUCUAAGGCAAUUUUUUUUCUAAUCACCCCGCAGACAUAAUUGGAAAGCAAGAUGAACAUUAGAAAUUUUACUUGUAUUGUUAUUUUAAUAUUCUCUUUAGCAGCCUCCCCUGCUACCCUGCAGAAGGUCCCCAAGAGAAAACCAGGUGCUAAUGGAAUUUUUAAAGUUCCAGCUUGCUGUGAAGAACUAAAAGACUUGAAAGUACAAAUUUCCAACCUAAGCAGCCUCCUAGGAGAGCUAAGCAAGAAGCAGGAGACUGACUGGGUGAAUGUUGUAAUGCAGGUAAUGAAAUUGGAGGGUAGCUACAAGAAAGUGGAAACACGUGUAACAGACGUUGAAGGAAAAUACUCAGAGAUGAACAACCAGAUGGAUAUCAUGCAGUUACAGGCAGCACAGACAUUAACUCAGACCUCAGCAGAUGCGGUAUAUGACUGCUCCUCACUCUUCCAGAAGAAUUACAAGAUUUCGGGUGUUUAUAAGUUACCUGCAGAUGAUUUUCUUGGAAGUUCAGAACUUGAGGUGUUCUGUGACAUGGAGACACAAGGAGGUGGCUGGACUGUAAUUCAAAGACGUAAGGUUGGCCUGACCUCUUUCAAUCGGGAGUGGAAGCAGUAUCGUGAGGGCUUUGGAAACAUUCGUGGAGAUUUCUGGCUGGGAAAUGAGCACAUCUAUCGUUUAACUCGAAGACCAACUGUCCUCAGAGUAGAGUUAGAGGACUGGGAAGGAGGUAUCCGGUAUGCAGAAUAUUCUCAGUUUUCCAUCAGCAACGAGCAAAAUAGCUACCGUCUCUUUUUGGGAAACUACAGUGGAAAUGCUGGCAGAGACUCCCUUCGCUAUCACAACAAUACUGCAUUCAGUACCAAGGACAAGGACAAUGACAAAUGCCUAGAUGAUUGUGCAGAGCUUCGCAAAGGUGGAUACUGGUACAACUGCUGCACAGAUUCUAACCUCAAUGGUAUUUAUUACCGUAGUGGAGAGCACAACAAGCAUUCAGACGGCAUUAGCUGGUAUGGCUGGCAUGGGACUACUUAUUCACUUAAAAGAGUUGAAAUGAAAAUCAGACCUCUAGAUUUCCAACUCUAAAGGACAAUGUGGCCAUUGUAUCAGCAGAGCAGCAAAUGACCUCAUCAUUACCGUGCCAUCCCCAGGCACAUCUUCUUCUAUUUUUCUUCUUGUAGAUUUUAUCUGCACUGUGUAUUUAAUUUAAUGAGAUAGCCUGAUGGGGACUGGAUAAGAGGCAGAAUUCUGAACAGUGUGGGCAACAAUAUGGUGGCUAAACACGUUAAAAGUACAAUGUCUGCAUCGUAACUUCACUGUUGGGAAGGUGGACAUUUGAUCUAGCAUCUCUGACACACAACUGCAAUCCUACAAAGGUUACUGACAUACUAAAUAUUGAGAAGUACUCUAUGCUCAGAAAGAAAACAGUACCAUAAAUGAGAUUUAUAGAACAUAAGAAAAUAUUCUUCUGGACACCUUAAUCUUAAACCAAUCAAGCUAAAUUGUUACUGAAGCAAAAAUAUUUCAUAAAUCCAAAAGGUCCUGCAUCAAAUCUGUAUAUAGAAUGCUACUUGUGAUUGCUUUAGAAUAAUGUAAAGUCUAUUUUUAUUUGCUUAAUGAAACUGGAAUUAAUAAAUUUUUUGUAACA